Molecule: messenger RNA, 2025 nt
Organism: Penicillium bovifimosum
Lineage: Eukaryota; Fungi; Ascomycota; Eurotiomycetes; Eurotiales; Aspergillaceae
Exons: 1
Coding region: 1-2025 (674 amino acids)
Biological process (GO): protein phosphorylation
Molecular function (GO): protein kinase activity; ATP binding
Source: RefSeq, a predicted model, not a curated record
AUGAAAUCUUCACUUGCCGAAGAGAAGCUCUUCACCCCGCUUCUUAGCUUAGAGUCUGAGAAGACGAAAUUUCGCCACUUUCGAGUUGGCUCGGAGAGUGAUUUGGAUUUUUUCAUUCGGAACGCGGUCGAAUUCAAUGUCUCAAACAUUGUCGAGGAGUUGUAUAAGGACCCAACUCUCCGCGAAGCAUUCGAGCUGAAAGGGUCCAUACAGUUCGAGAAUCAUGCCAAUAGGCUCAGUCCAGAACAGGAAAUUGAGGAUGGAGUGCGCGACCUGGAAAUUAGCCCACGACCAACAGCCCAGCGAUGCUCCCGGCGUCUAGCCGGUAGGGCACAAAGUGAACCGGGCGUCACGGCACCCCCGCCACCCAGCACUCCAGCCCCGGCCACUGUCAUCCGGCCCCGUGCUGAUCACUUCUGCGUUUACAACGUCUCUGGUGAACGAUCAGAAACAAGUCGGCGGGUUGCAGCCUAUAUCAAAGAGUUCAGGUGUCCCCAUAAAGUUACACUGGGCCACAUCUAUGGGGGGUUGGAGGAUAUGGACGUUGACCAAGUACUCAAAGGGAAAGAGAAGGAGACCAGCGAAGAUCGUCUCCGUCGAGUGAUGGCUGGGCUUCUUACACAGCCUUUUGACUAUAUGAUUCGUGCGGGUACCAAACGUGCCGUGUUUAGCACUGGCGAAGCAGAUAUUUAUCUGCGGAUCGAUGAGGAUCCUUCGACACUGUUCUAUCACUUGUCUGUCCCCAAGGGAGACGUUGGAGACACAACAGGCUGGGAUCCCUCCUCUGACAGUCCGAAUCGCCUACAUCUGACUGCUGUCGGGCAAGCUCUUGCUUUUACAGUCCAAGCACUUAAGUUGCACACUGAACCCCAGUCAUGGAUUGAGAGAGCAGCUAAUUCAUUGCCAAAGUGGAAAGUCGUGGUGGAAGAUAUUUUGAAAACUAUCUCAAAGGAAGAUACGCCGUCGUCGGAGUAUCGCCCUGCACGGCUCAAUUUUACCCCGAUGUCUCCGAUCCGUCUCCGCCCGAGACCACCCCCCAAAGCCAUCAGUUCCUGCCAAUCAUCGCAGACGAUCGCCAGCUCUGACGAAGACGACUCUGACUCUCCCGAUGCGCCCAGCCGAACCUCACAAGCUUCUGGGAAUCACCAGCGAAAUCGCGGGUCUAGAACCACCCAGACAACAUCUACAUCCGGCGGUGCGGCCGGAACGAGCUCCUCUUCUCAGCAGACGGGGAAUCGCCGCCGUUACUGCACGGUGGCAUGUCUUCGUGGCUUAAUCAGCCGAGGCGAGUUGGACAAGACAUGCCCAAAUGCUGCAGAACAUGGAACAACGCAUCACCGCAUCAACUCUGUCGAAUUUCUCGAUCUCCUUCGACGGCAAUUGGAUGAAACUGUGAAUGCCGACUGCGAAAGCUUAGGAAUUCAUGGCGCUCGUGGUGCUCUUCUCAAAGUAUCACUGUCGUCCCACGGCUACACGGUCCCUGCGAAAUGCACAACCGCGGAGUUCACCAAGUACUUGAAACAUGAAGCACUUGUUUACAAGAAGCUUCGUCCACUCCAAGGCAUCAACGUUCCACUUUAUCUCGGAAGCAUUGACCUCACACAUCCAUAUAGCUACGAGGGAAUUUGUUACCUCGUACAUAUGAUGCUACUUGGACCUGGUGGCUUUCCCCUUCGUGCGGUUCUCACUCCUGAAAAUGAGGCAUCUAUGUCAGCCAAGACGAAGGAAUCGCUUUCGGCUGUGCAUCGUUUGGGAGUCCUGCAUCGGGAUGCAGAACUCCGCAACUUCUUGUACAACUCAGAAACUGACAAUGUCAUCAUAUUGGACUUUGAGAGGGCUGAGAUCCUCAAGCAACGUCCUGCACUUGGGUUAAUAUCGCCCAAUCGGAAACGCAAACAUGCCUCCAAUUUGCGAAAGAGCAAGGAAGUAUUAGAAACUGCCUUCAUUCAGGAAAUGAACUCGGCGUUAUGGGGCGUACGGUGUCCGAAUUCCCGAUUCAGGGUUUUGACUGAAACCUGCAACUAA